Molecule: messenger RNA, 2331 nt
Organism: Rhodotorula toruloides NP11
Lineage: Eukaryota; Fungi; Basidiomycota; Microbotryomycetes; Sporidiobolales; Sporidiobolaceae
Product: E3 ubiquitin-protein ligase RNF216
Exons: 10
Coding region: 1-2331 (776 amino acids)
Source: RefSeq, a predicted model, not a curated record
AUGGCUCUCGCUGCGCGUGCGGAGCCGCCCAACGGUUCUGCCGCCACGCUCGACUCGCCAGCCGACGAAAGCGAUGAAGUCGCGCUGGCCCCUCCUCAAGCCUUCUUGCACUUCGCCCGCUCGCUUGCCCCCACUUCGACUCGCCGAGACGCCCUACGAGCUUGGGACAGGACUACAGACGUCGCAGUGAGCUUUGAGAAGGACGGCAGCAUCAGUAUGGAGAGCCAGAGAGUCCAAGCCGCUCUCGGACUCCUUGUCGACCUGCUUGAGACGCCCAACGCAGACUCUCUCUCCUCGCCCAUCGCAGCAGGCUCGAAAGCCGCUUCUUCGACCGCACAGAAGAGGCCGCUCUCGCCCGCUCCCGUCCUCGACCUCGACCCGAUGCCGACUCACAAGCGCGUUCGUGCGGGCGCAAGGGCGGCGGGGCGUGCGAAGGGUGUGAACGGGACUGCUGGCGGCAUGAAGAAGGGCAAGGGCAAAGAGAAGGAGGUCGCGGUCGUCCUGGGCUCGUCGGACGAGGAAGAGGUCGACCCAUUGGGCGACAGCAGUAUCGAGAUCAUCUCGUCGCCGGUCAAGGCGAGGCGCGGAGUCCGAGUCAAUAAGGGCAAAGGUCGCGCUAUCGAACUCGAACCCUCGCCCGAGCCUGCUGCAAAGCCCGCUGGCGAGAUCCUCCUCAUCUCCGACGAUGACGAGCCAUUUGACAACCGCGCCGCAACCGAAGCGACUCCUCCCGCCGCCGAGCCGACUCCCCUCGAACAGGUCCUUUUCCUCAUCCCCGACGUCCUCCCCGACCACGCUCAAGCGCUUCUUCAGUCUCCCGAUUACGGCGGGAACGUCGAAGCUGUCGUCUACCACCUGCUCGAGCAGAACGGCAAGUACCCCAAGAUUGAAGAGCCGGAGAAUAAGGUCGUGGAGAAGAAGGACUGGCUCGACGUCCAGGACCGCAGGAGGACGGAGACGCCGAGUCCGUUGUACCGCAAGAUGGCCCUCGACCACCUCUACGCCGCUUUCCCGCUUCUCCCCGCCGCCUUGAUCAAGAAGACCUUCGUCUCGCCCGAUUGCGCCUCUUUCUUUGCUCCGACAUACCAGCUGCUCAAUAAGCGUCUCGAAGCCGGCGAGUACGACGCGCAGAAGCUCAGGAAGGGGAGGAAGCCGCCGAAGAAGACGAUGAGGCUGAGCAUUACGAAUACAGUGGAUGAAGAAGGGAAGUCGCAUCGCGUCGUGGAGGAGAUUGAGGCAGAGGUGCCGGAAGAGUUGAAGCAGGAGAUCGAGUGGCUGAAGGCUCGCUUGCUCCGGGAACGCCACGAGCGCCUUCGUGCUGAACGCGAGGAGAAGGCUGCGCAGGAAGAGCGCGAAAGGGUCGAGUUGCUGAACGAGCAGGCGAGGCAGAACGGCGAGGCGGUCGAAUGCGGCUGCUGCUUCGAUGAGGUUGCGCUCGAGAACAGUGCGCAAUGUGCCGAAGGUCACCUCUUUUGCAAGACUUGCGCCGUCGCCAAUGCGAGCGACCGCAUCGGGCGUCGUCAAGCGGUCCUCCCCUGCAUGACCGCCGAAUGUACUGCGACCUUCCCGCCCGCCACCUACUCGUCCUUCCUCCCGCCUCGAAUGAUCGAGUCGCUCGCUUCGAUCGCUCAGCAAGUCGACCUCGACACCGCAUUCGACGGCGUCGACGGGUUCGAGAAGUGCCCCUUCUGCCCGUACGCCUGCUACAUCGAAAAUCCGCAAGAACGUCUCCUGCGUUGCGAGCGCCCCGAGUGCAGGAAGGUCACCUGUUGUCAGUGCAAGAAGGAGAGCCAUCUCCCGCUGUCGUGCGUAGAGGCGGACAAGGACAGUCGACUUGCAGGCGUGCAUGCGGUCGCUGAGGCGAUGUCGGCAGCGCUCAUCCGCCCGUGCCCCUCCUGCAAAGUGCCCGCAACGAAGAUCGACGGAUGUAACAAGAUGACGUGCAGCCAGUGCCACGCACAUUGGUGCUACGUUUGCCGCAAGAAGAUCACCAACGGCUACGCUCACUUCAGCCAGGCCACCUGCCCCCAAUUCGACGAUACAAGGAUGCGCGAGCACAAGGAGGUCGAAGCCGCUCGCCUCGCCGCCCAAGCUGAUCUCGACGACCUCACCAAGGCCGAUGCCGCCGUCCUCGCCGACGAAGCGCCUGUCCGCGGCCCUCCCGUCUUUCCGCAACGUCCCAAUGUCGUCCCAGGCGCCGCUGGCCCGCCGAACUUCGUCGCCGCUCCGCUUGCACCGGCCCAGGCAGCUCGGGACUUUCAGGACGUUAUGGCUCGCGUCCAAGCGGCUCAGAAUGGGAUGCUGGCGGCUAUCCUUGCAUGGAGGCGGUGA